Ostreobium quekettii is the source of this 440-nucleotide messenger RNA. The record is from the annotation of a GenBank genome assembly. Lineage: Eukaryota; Viridiplantae; Chlorophyta; Ulvophyceae; Bryopsidales; Ostreobiaceae.
GUCUGAUCAAAGAUCUUGAGGAGAGGGCGGAUGAACUUCAGGUGUCUGCUGACGAAGACAAAGCUGCCCGUGAGGCCAUGAAAGCACUGUUGCAACCGAUACUGGCUCAGCACAUGGCAUCCGGAUCUGCAACUGCCGGCCAGACAUCCUCAGCUCCGGGCGACCCGCCCAAAGCGGCGAAGACGAAUGUGGACCAGGGCGGGGUCCAGGACAUUGGCAUCGUUGGCCGCGGGAAAUCGAGGAUCACUCUUGAGCCCAGCCUCCCGGCAGCUCCGCAGAACGGAUUGGAACCGGCGAGUGGCAGCCUCCCAGCCUCGGCGACAAAGAGGCCCCUGGAUGCUGCCCAUGACGUGGGAGACAUCGCUGACAACGGGGCCCCAAGCUCUAUUCCCCCAGUGAAGAGGAUGAAAAAGGAGUCCAGCGAAGCAGCCCCGCCGUAA